Sebastes umbrosus (honeycomb rockfish) is the source of this 5039-nucleotide messenger RNA. RefSeq names its product WD repeat-containing protein 47-like. The transcript has 16 exons. Bases 309 to 2957 code for a protein of 882 amino acids. Gene Ontology annotation, molecular function: protein binding. Lineage: Eukaryota; Metazoa; Chordata; Actinopteri; Perciformes; Sebastidae. The record is from RefSeq and is a predicted model, not a curated record.
UGUAGGGGUGUGACCCAAAGACUGUGGCGUCAUCACGACAGUCGAGUGGUGGUUUGCGGCUGUACGUCCGCAUGGUAACCGCGAGCUGUGUACAAGAGGAGAGGGCAACAGGGAGACGCUUUCUGGAGACGCUGACUGGGAUUUCAACAGGAAAACACCCUGUUCCCUGUCCUCUCGACCUCGUAUAGGUGCUGUUUCUGCUGUUCCCUUGUGGAGACUGCAGCAGACGGACUGCAGCGGCUUUGAUGCGGCGUGUUGUUUGCGCAGACUGACAGCCAGCUGUAAGCUGCCACCACAGAUCAGUAACCAUGACGGCAGAGGAGACAAUCGGCAUCAAGGAGGCAGAGGUGAUCAAGGUGAUGCUGGACUUCCUGAACUCCAGGAAGCUGCACAUCAGCAUGCUGGCCUUAGAGAAGGAGAGCGGCGUCAUUAAUGGACUCUACUCUGAUGACAUGCUCUUCCUCAGGCAACUCAUUCUGGACGGCCAGUGGGAGGAGGUGAUGCAGUUCAUUCAACCUCUAGAAGGAAUGGACAAGUUUGACAAGAAAAGGUUCCGCUACAUCAUUCUGAAGCAGAAGUUUCUGGAAGCUCUGUGUGUAAAUAACGCUAUGUCUGCUGCUGAAGACCCUCACAAUCUGGAGCUCACAAUGCAAGCGGCAGUUAAGUGCCUCCACAGUCUGGAGGAGUACUGUCCGACCAAGGAUGACUACAGCAAGCUGUGUCUUCUCCUCACCCUGCCACGCCUCACCCACCACGCAGAGUUCAAAGACUGGAACCCAAGCACGGCACGUGUCCACUGUUUUGAGGAAGCCUGCGCCAUGGUAGCUGAGUUCAUCCCUGCGGACAGGAAGCUGAGCGAGGCAGGCUUCAGGGCGAGCGGGAACCGCCUCUUCCAGCUGCUCAUCAAAGGGAUUCUUUACGAGUGCUGUGUCGAGUUCUGUCAGAGUAAAGCAACUGGUGAGGCGAUCACAGAGGGUGAGGUGUUGCUCGGUGUGGAUUUGCUUUGCGGGAAUGGCUGCGAUGAACUGGACUUGUCACUGCUCUCCUGGCUGCAGAACGUCUCUCCAGGUGCCUUCUCCUGCGCCUUCCAGCAAAAGACCCUCAACAUCCACGUGGACCGCCUGGUGAAGCCCAGCAAGGCCGGCCACGCUGACCUCCUCACUCCAUUAAUCAGCCGCCUGUCCCCCUGCGCUACCUCACCCUUCCGCCAGAGGCCUCAUUCAGCGGACACCUACAUGUCGAGAUCCCUCAACCCGGCUUUGGACGGCCUGUCCCACGGUCUGGCAGCCCAGGACAAGAGAGGAAUGGAGGCGAACAUGAAGGCAGCCCUCAGUCGGAGCCUAGUGGAGAAUAAUGUGCAUCAGGAGGACGACUCACCUGAAAAGAAGCAACCACAAGGGCUCGAUGGACCCAACACCACACGCACACCUCUGACCCCUGGAAAAGAUGGUGGGCCGCCCUGCAGCUCGGAAACAAACGAGCGUCCUGACUCCACAGAGCACAUCCAGGAGUACUACAGGCAGCGUCUCCGCGUACAGCAGCAUCUGGAGCAGAAGCAGCAGCAGAGGCAGCUUUACCAGCAGAUGCUGCUGGAAGGAGGGGUGAAGCCGCAGGACGCAGCCCAAAACAACCUCACUGAGACCUUCCUCAGUAGAUCCAUUCAGAAGUUGGAGGAGAUGAACGUGGGUAUUGACCACAGAGGAGACGAGGUGAUGACACAGUGGAACGGACUGACGGGGAACACCAGCACUUCCAGUCCCAAAACCACCGACACCCGCCACACCCCAGACACCGGGCCACCACGGGACAAACAAGGUGGAGGAGUCAGCAGCACCCCGUUAAGGACCGGGAGCCACGGCUUGCCCUCCCUCAGCGAGUCCCCCGUUCCUGCCAAUCAAGGUGCUGACAGCAUCAGAGGGUCUUGUCCCACACUCCAAGAUGAUUCUGCGACACGUUGUUCGCAAGAGCCAGGGAAGUCCAAAGCACAGUUUGUUAAAGUAAACCAGCUGGAGGACACACAGGCGGUGCGUGCAGUGGCCUUUCAUCCCUCUGGAGCGCUCUAUGCUGUCGGCUCCAACUCAAAAACCCUGAGAGUCUGUGGCUACCCAGAAACACUGAACACCAGUGGUUCUGCAGUCAAGCAGCCGCCGGUGCGCUUCAGGAGGAACAAACACCACAAGGGCUCAAUCUACUGCGUAGCGUGGAGUCACUGUGGACAACUGUUGGCUACUGGGUCCAAUGAUAAAUAUGUCAAAGUCCUGCCUUUCAAUGCAGACAGCUGCAACGCCACAGGCCCAGACCUGGAGUUCAGCAUGCAUGAUGGUACCAUCAGGGACCUGGCCUUUAUGGAGGGGCCUGAGAGUGGAGGAUCCAUCUUGAUCAGUGCCGGGGCCGGAGACUGCAACAUCUACACAACAGACUGUCAGAGAGGACAGGGUCUUCACGCCCUGAGUGGACACACUGGUCACAUCCUGACUCUGUACACAUGGGGAGGGUGGAUGAUCGCCUCUGGCUCCCAGGACAAGACAGUGCGGUUCUGGGACCUGCGGGUGCCAAGCUGUGUCCGGGUGGUGGGCACAACUUUGCACGGCUCAGGGAGUGCCGUUGCUUCGGUGGCAGUGGAUCCCAGCGGACGCCUGCUGGCCACAGGUCAGGAGGACAGUACCUGCAUGUUGUACGACAUCAAAGGAGGCCGUAUCGUCCAGACAUACCGCCCCCACAGCAGUGACAUCCGCUCAGUGCGCUUCUCACCUGGAGCCCAUCAUCUCCUCACCGGCUCUUACGACAACAAAGUCAUCAUCAGCGACCUUCAAGGUGACCUAACGAAGCCCCUCCCUCAGACAGUGGCAGGGGAGCACUGGGACAAGGUGAUCCAGUGUAGGUGGCACCCCCAUGACAGGACCUUCCUCUCCUCCUCUGCAGAUCGAACUGUCGUCCUCUGGGCACCAGGCCCCUGAGCUAUUCACCAGAGAAACACUGGUCGACAACAGCAGCAGCAGGAAGCACAAGAACACAGUGUCCACUGUCCACUAUCACUUAAUGCUACGGUGUGUGUGUGUGUGUUGGUGUGCAUACAUAUCGUGAGCAUCAAACAUUUUAUAUGCUGCUCAGUUCAGAGUUGACUGUGAGUGUGUAGAAACUGUGUGACAGAUGUAUUUUUGAGGUGGAAAAUCUUGGUUGUGCGUGUGUAUGUUUGCAUACUACUAUAUACUGUAUGUCUUUGUGUGUGUGUGUGCAAGCAAACGCAGCAUUCUUAAAAUGUGUGUGUAAUUAAAAGUAAAAAGGGGAAACAUGGAAUUUUAGCGUUAAUGUUUCUAUUCAGAAUUCAUGUGAGGUUCGCUUAAUAUCUUUUGGCUUUUGUAAAUAAAGCAUAAAGAUGAACCUUUAAGCUACAAAGAUGUAGUUGGCAAAUAUGUAGUUAGAAUAUAGAGAUGACUGAUAAUGCCUGUAUUGAAAGCCAUGAGUAAGUUCACUGCUAGCACACCUUCACGUUAGUUUAGCUUUUUUUCUUACAAUAGCAAACUACAUUACAGUCAGAUGGUGUCAGAUAUUGUUGCAGAAAGCACCAACUUGGUGCAACAUAAAGCAGUAGCUGUCUCUAUAGUUUCUAUAAGAAGCAGUGAGCUGGACUCUUCAUGUUGUGGAAAGAAGCCACGUUUGGUUAUGCAUAUCAUAAUGUGCCUUUUUGUAGAGAUUUUUGGAUGUGUGGAUUGAUUGAGAGAUUUAUUUAUUUAUUUGCAGCUUUAUUUUGAUAUUUUUUCAUAUGCCUCAUCUGUAAAUUAUUGUAAUGUCACUGUAAUGCAGAAACUGAUCACCUUAUUAUCAUUUGUGCACACUUGUAUAGAUUCCCCAAUGUGUUUUUCCCUACGUCUGUUACUAUUGAAAUAGUGAGAGUAAUUGGCGCUUUACGCAAAUGUUGAAAAUACAAUAUGUUCAGGUUGAGCAUUUCAGUGAUGACUUGUUCGUACGUGUGUCUCAGACCAAAAAUCUCAUUUCAAUUUUGUGUUUUAGUCAAACUAAAGACAGAAAUUGCAACGUGAGAAUAAGUAAAUGUUGGGUGUCAAGUUUUAGUUUUAGAAACUAGCACAUUUGAUGUGCAAGUUCAGGUUAAGGGUAAUUUCAAAGAAUGAGCACAGUAAAAGCAAAGCCAAGAGCUCAAUCACUGAUCAGCGCCUCAUAUCACAUUACAAAUAGGGUUGUAACGGUAUGACAUUUUCAAGGUACAUCAGAAAAAAAAUCACGGUAUAUGAUAUUACACUAUUAUUUUUAUCGCUUACAAUGACCCUUAAAUGAAUGAGAACAGAAUAUAAAAAUAGCAUGUAACUAUAAUAUGUUAUAUAACUAAAGCAUGUUAGUUUACAUGUAUAGCAUGCUACUAAACGAACAAUAACAUCAGCUGUGAGUUUUUAAAAUAAUGUCCUAUGAUUAUUAACAUUUAACAUAUACUGUAGGUGUGUGAUAGUGCAGCCUGACUGCUCCUGUCUGCAUCUUUAACUCACAUGCACACUCACUUAGGACGUUUUUGACGGUAUACCGUUACAACUCUAAUAAAAAUGGAGGUAUGUAGUUAUUGCCCCCAAAAACAGAUCAAAAUGAUCAAAGAACUGACAGAAAACGUUAGCAGGCUAAAGUCAAGACAAUGGUAAUGAGGCACUUUAAAGAUAGGAAUGCUGCUGGACUGCACAAUGUGAAAUGACAAAUCUAGGCACAUCUUAAACUUUACAACUUAAAUUUUAUCUUCACUUGUACUGAGCACCUAUGCAGACACCCGAUGGAUGUGAUGGAGAGAGAGGAGGGUAUUAUGCAUCAUAUUUUAUUUUAUUUAUCUGUGGCUCACAAUGGCGUACUGUGCAGUUUUAAACAAUGUCUGUGCACACAAAUGUGUAAUGAUGGAACUGCCAAAGGGGUCAAUGGGGUUCAAACUGUUAAAAUAAUCAAAUACCACAUGUUGUCCUUGCUUUUGAAUAAAUAGGGUAUUUUAAGUUACACUUUGGAGCUGUAAGUUAACUAAUGGAAUAAAGAUACAAAGUGUCACCACA